AUGGCGGAGUUGCCGUGGAAACAAGGUACGAUCAGAGCAACGACCUCGAAAAAUAUUGAAGAGAAUUCCCAUCAGUUUUUCAGUGGCUUUAUAAUGUUCAAUAUCCCGAAUGACAAUGAUAAUAUUAAAAAACCAAACUUAAGUAAAAACAACACAAACAGUGAUAAUAAUAACAACAACAAUAGCAACAUCAACAACAUCAACAACAACGACAACAUCAACAACAACGACAACAUCAACAACAACAACAAUAACACAGAGCUCGUCGAGACUAAUAUUAAAAAUUCAAUAAGAAAAAUCUAG
Helobdella robusta is the source of this 303-nucleotide messenger RNA. RefSeq lists its product as hypothetical. The record is from RefSeq and is a predicted model, not a curated record. NCBI's taxonomy places the organism in Eukaryota, Metazoa, Annelida, Clitellata, Rhynchobdellida, Glossiphoniidae. The transcript is spliced from 2 exons. Bases 1 to 303 code for a protein of 100 amino acids.